AUGGCACUGUUCAGUGAAGGAGGAGGAAGUUUUCCAGAUGUUGCGAUAAUCGUCGGUCUCCUCGUAUUUUGCCUUAUCUCCACUGCUGUUAAUCCGGUAGUGUUCAUUUAUAACAGCAGAAAGUUAAAGUCAGUUCCUCAGUUCCUGUUCAGAAUGCUAGCUGCAGUGGACUUUUUAACGUGCCUUGUCAUUCCUAUCUCGGUCAGUGUUAACGUAUUGAAACUUAACGAUCAAGAUCAAGAAUGUAAUACAGUAGACAACAAAACAGUUUGUCCACCACCCCCAUAUCUGGAGGAACAUGAUGAUGUUACUUUAACAGAGAAAAUAAUGGGAAUAACCACGUGGACGCUCCUCAUCACACCCCCUAUGAUAACAGCUCUCCUCGCCACCUCACGGUACCUACAGACCCGGUACCCUCUCCGCCGGCUCAAGCUCCGCUACAUCAUCGUCUUCCUCUUCCUCUACCUGGUGUACGUGGUGGUGUGCCUCAGCUGUCUGUUCUUCCAGGACCACACUCGUUAUUACUCCCGGAUACAGUCCGUGUGGAAUGUAUUCCCAGGGUUGGAUAUGCUGGGUACGGUUCUAGCGUUCACCGCACCUUGUAUCGUGUGUCAGGUCCUCUCUGUUUUAUUCUCCCUGCUCACUGUCUUGGAACUGUUUAAGAGUAUAAGGGACCCAGCUGCCGUGCAACUCAGGAAACAUGGGUGGAAGUGUAGUUUGAAGAUCCUUAUAACUAACUUUGGGAGUAUCCUCUUCAUGGUAUUUUAUUUAGCCAUGAUUAAGAUCGCGGGGGUGCAGAAAGAGCGUACUAAAACGGACUGCAUACUUUAUCUUAUGUAUUCAGUGGCUGUUCCUGUGUUUUUAUCUGUCUUUAACCCUGUUAUAUUCGUACUCUUUACUCCGCAAACUUUCAUAAUGGCAUGGCAGAAGUUCGCUCACCGGCAGAGUAUCCCCUCGAGAGUCCAAAGUAUAGACUUGCUGAACAUUCACCCUAAACCUCACACUGCCAUAGAAGCCAAGACUGACACCCCAAAAGUCUACAAAAUCGGAAAAACAUCAACAGUAUGCCAGGUAAAGCAGAUCAGCGAAGUAGACCUCCAGAACAUGGUGUACAGUAACUUCCACACGAUCAGGAAGGAGACGCAGAACAACGUGUUGGAGAGGAUGCAGAGUCCCGUGGUGUUUGAUCUGAGCGAGGGUGGUGACAGGCAGAGGAGGGUCAGUCGGUUUAUGAGCAUGGAUCAGAGCGAGAGUCUCAUCUCCCCGCUGAGUGGGGCUGAUGACAAUUUCUCUGUGUUCAGUAGAAAUUCCUCAGUUAAUGUGGGAAGGCGGGACACUGCAGCUAGUAGGGGUGGGAACAGUAGGAAAGACUGUGAUGGUGUUCUGGAUACAAGGAGUUUCCCUAAUGUAGCAGUGCUCAAUAAGAAAGCACUGAGUGCCAUUGCUGUUGUAGCCGAAAGAGAAAGUGAAAGCAAAUCUGAAACUAACUCUAACAAAGAAACUGAAAACAAACCUGGUGCUCUUACUAUUGAUAAAACUGACAUUAAACCUGAAUGUGUUUCGGUCGAAGAUAUCAUUUUGAACGCUAAAGUAAGUGCGAGUAGCGGAGAGCUUACAGAAGACGAGGUGAUUGCUGACAUAAUCGCAGCAGUGGAAGUAGCCGAACCUCAACGAGCGUUUGAGACACUAAAACGUGAGGAUAUAUUGAGCAACAGUGAUAAUAUGAGUGAUGGAGACUUGAAUGAAUUUGAUUGGGAAAUCGAAAAGGAGGCGGUUUUAACAGCGCUGCGAAGUAAAAUAACUAAUACUAUUGAUAAACGUUGAAUUUAACUUAAACUAACAGUUUGGACAGUAAUGAAGAAAGGGUUAUUGUUAAGGUUUUUGAUAUUUUGUCAUUUUUCAGUUUUUUUUUCCUCUAUAAAGUUAUAAAUCACCUUCGUCGUAACAUAACUAGAGAAUUUUUGUUUCUAAUUUCGAGUUUACUAGUAAGUAUAUGAAGUGGAAGGGAGAUAAAAGUACGGCUGGAUACGGAAAUUCAGCAUCUAUAAUUGUCACUCCGUUAUUUAUUGAAUUAUAUUUUUAAUUCUAUUAAAUCCUGUC
Molecule: messenger RNA, 2100 nt
Organism: Bolinopsis microptera
Lineage: Eukaryota; Metazoa; Ctenophora; Tentaculata; Lobata; Bolinopsidae
Exons: 3
Coding region: 1-1824 (607 amino acids)
Source: RefSeq, a predicted model, not a curated record